UUGUGCCCACUGCCAUGUCAAAAUUGUGAAAACGACAGCGUCUUCGUUAAUUCCUCUUGUCCCAGUCACGCUUCGUCGCUAGGAAGGACUCUCUCGGCUUCCCUUCCCCCAUAGGAUUCGGAAACCAUACGCGCUGAAAAACGGGGGAGAAGUGAUUUUUCUUCUCUUUUCAUGAUUCUUCUCAACCAUGGAGAUUGCUUCCAUUCCAAUUACUUCGUGCUCUAAAGAGCACCAGAAGAUCUAUCAGGAGUGGUUCAGUUACGCUGAUUCAGAUGGAGAUGGCCGUAUAACAGGGAAUGAUGCUACUAAGUUUUUCGCUAUGUCCAAUUUGUCCAGGCAAGAUCUCAAGCAGGUGUGGGCAAUUGCAGACUCGAAGCGACAGGGAUAUCUGGGCCUCAAGGAGUUUAUUGCUGCUAUGCAGCUAGCGUCUCUAGCACAAGCUGGUCAUGCAAUCACAAAUGAUCUCCUGAACAGUGAUGUUGACUUGGGCGAUUUGAAACCUCCUGUUAUGGAGGGUUUGGAUGCACUAAUAGCGAAGAAGAAGCGAAAAGAAAAGACAAGUGACCUUGAUGCAAAUGGUAGUUCUCAAGUUCAAACAUCAGCUGCACCUAAUUGGUUUUCAUCCAAAGCAUCUAAAAAGGUACCGCUUUCCUCUGUUACAUCAAUCAUUGAUGGCUUGAAGAGACUGUACAUUCAGAAGCUGAAGCCGUUAGAAGUUGCUUAUCGUUUUAAUGAUUUUGUAUCCCCAUCGCUGACAAAUAGUGAUUUUGAUGCUAAACCAAUGGUUAUGCUUUUGGGUCAAUAUUCGACUGGGAAGACAACAUUUAUUAAGCAUCUGCUGAAAAGUAGUUAUCCAGGAGCUCACAUUGGACCUGAGCCCACAACUGACAGAUUUGUUGUUGUCAUGUCUGGAACUGAUGAAAGAAGUAUCCCUGGAAACACCGUUGCCGUUCAGGCAGACAUGCCAUUCAGUGGGCUGACAAAUUUUGGAACUGCUUUUUUGUCGAAAUUUGAGUGUUCUCAAAUGCCUCAUCCCCUGCUGGAGCAUAUCACUUUUGUUGAUACUCCUGGUGUUCUGUCUGGAGAAAAGCAACGAACACAGAGAGCAUAUGAUUUUACCGGUGUAACAUCAUGGUUUGCUGCUAAGUGUGACCUUAUUCUACUUUUGUUUGAUCCUCACAAACUUGACGUCAGUGAUGAAUUCAAGAGAGUGAUAUCAUCUUUGCGUGGUCAUGAUGACAAGAUUCGAGUGGUUCUUAACAAGGCAGACCAAGUUGAUACCCAGCAACUGAUGCGGGUUUAUGGAGCGUUAAUGUGGUCACUUGGGAAAGUUAUAAACACUCCUGAGGUUAUGCGCGUUUAUAUCGGCUCAUUCAAUGACAAACCUGUAAAUGAAGCUGCUACUGGUCCAAUUGGGAAAGAACUUUUUGAAAAAGAGCAGGAGGACCUUCUUGCUGAUCUAAAAGAUAUUCCAAAGAAAGCUUGUGAUCGCAGAAUCAAUGAAUUUGUAAAACGUGCUCGAGCAGCCAAGAUACAUGCUUACAUCAUUAGUCAUCUUAAAAAGGAGAUGCCUGCUAUGAUGGGAAAGGCUAAAGCCCAGCAGAGACUCAUAGAUAAUUUGGCUGAUGAGUUUGGAAAGGUCCAAAGGGAGUUCCACUUGCCUCCUGGAGAUUUCCCGAACGUCGACCACUUCAGGGAGAUCUUGAGCGGUUACAGUAUCGACAAAUUUGAUAAGUUGAAACCCAAAAUGAUACAAGCUGUUGAUGAUAUGCUGGGCUAUGAUAUACCGGAUCUCUUGAAGAAUUUCAAAAACCCGUACGAUUAAUGGAUGGCGUCGGCAUUUCCAGGAACAUAAAAUGGACAGAGGUUGGAUCACAAAUGGAAAGGCUGCCAUAUCUGGGCAUUAGAGUUCUGAGUAUCCUAAUAAUCGAGCAUUAGAAUAUUUUCGAGUUCUCCAGUCUCAAACUCGUCCAUUGAUAUAUUUAUCGCCUUAUCACGCAUGUAAUUGUAUUGAAACGGAAACUCAACGAUCUCUUUCUUUGACUGGGCAGCGUUUAGAUGAUUUUUCGGUAAUUUAUUUCUAUUGAUUUUAUA
Messenger RNA from Juglans microcarpa x Juglans regia, 2094 nucleotides. RefSeq names its product EH domain-containing protein 1. Gene Ontology annotation, cellular component: plasma membrane; cytoplasm; intracellular membrane-bounded organelle. The transcript has 16 exons. Gene Ontology annotation, biological process: endosomal transport; endocytosis. NCBI's taxonomy places the organism in Eukaryota, Viridiplantae, Streptophyta, Magnoliopsida, Fagales, Juglandaceae. The record is from RefSeq and is a predicted model, not a curated record. The coding region runs from base 188 to 1825 and encodes 545 amino acids. Gene Ontology annotation, molecular function: calcium ion binding; protein binding; GTP binding.